Malassezia japonica is the source of this 2085-nucleotide messenger RNA. RefSeq names its product [histone H3]-lysine(4) N-trimethyltransferase (gene SET2). The transcript has 5 exons. Gene Ontology annotation, molecular function: protein binding; histone H3K36 methyltransferase activity. Gene Ontology annotation, biological process: regulation of DNA-templated transcription. The record is from RefSeq and is a predicted model, not a curated record. Bases 1 to 2085 code for a protein of 694 amino acids. Lineage: Eukaryota; Fungi; Basidiomycota; Malasseziomycetes; Malasseziales; Malasseziaceae. Gene Ontology annotation, cellular component: chromosome; nucleus.
AUGCCGCAGCUGGUGAGCGACCUGCCGGUCGUGAACGAUGCGGCGCUCGCGACAUUCGAGGAGCUGGGUUCAUGUAUUUACCAGACGAGCCGCAUGGGGCGUACGCGCGGCCAGGAUGACCCGUCGUGCGAGUGCACACUCAAGCGCGGCGCUGCCUAUGCAUGCACGGAGGAGAGCGGGUGUAUCAACCGCCUGACGCAGGUCGAGUGUAUGGCCGACGUGUGCGAGUGUGGCAAGCACUGCAAGAACCAGCGCUUCCAAAAGCGCGAAUAUUCCCCAGUGGACAUUGUCCUGACGCCAAACAAGGGCUACGGCCUGCGGGCUGCGGCCGACAUCACCUCGGACGCGUUUGUGUACGAGUACAUGGGCGAGGUGAUCAACCACGAUACCUUUAUGCGGCGCAUGCAGCAGUACAAAGACGAGCGCAUCGAGCACUUUUACUUUAUGAUGCUCCAGCGCGACGAGUACAUUGAUGCGACGAAGCGCGGCGCACGCUCGCGCUUCAUCAACCACAGCUGCAACCCGAACUGCUAUGUGAGCAAGUGGCACGUCGGGCGCCAUGUGCGUAUGGGCAUCUUUGCCAAGCGCGAUAUCCUGGCCGGCGAAGAACUCACCUUUAAUUACAACGUCGACCGCUACGGAAACGAUGCGCAGCCAUGCUACUGUGGCGAAGCCAACUGUGUCGGCACGCUGGGCGGGCGCACACAGACGGAUGUCGUCACCAUGAGCGACCUGUACAUUGACGCGCUCGGUAUCGCCGAAGAGGUCAAGGCGCUGCGCGCGACGCUCCCGAGGGGCAAGCGCAGCAAGAUCCUGGACGAAGACUUCCACGCGACCCUCUCACCGAUGCACGAGGAGGAGAGCGCGCGGGUCAUCACGGCGAUGCGCCAGGCGACCUCGUCGAAGCACAUUCUGGAGAAGCUGCUUCAGCGUGUGGCCAUGACCGACGAGGUGAGCGUGCACAAGGCGUGUGUCAAGCUGCACGGUUUUGUCGUUCUUGCCGGUGUCCUCGAAGAGUGGUCGGAUGACGAGGGGGUCGUUAGCCUUAGCCUGCAGUGCCUCGCCAAGUGGCCGCUCCUUGCCCGCGACAAGGUCGUCGACUCGGGCAUCGACGCGCAGGUCCGCCGCAUUGCCGACGGCGAGGGAGCGACCAAAUCGCUCGCAACGUCGCUCCUCGACGCGUGGGAGCGCCUCGAAACGACAUUCCGCAUCGCACGCCGCGCCCAGGACGCGGAGGACGCGGCAAACGGCGCAGAAGGCUCCGCAUCGUGGGCCGCGCGGCGGCGUGCCGAGGCUGAGGCGGCGCACCGCGCAGCCCACGCACCGGACACGGUGUCGUCGAACCUGCGUGCAUUGUUAUCGUACCGCGACGGCGACGAGACGCCGUCUUCUGCCGCGACGCCCAAGCCCCCGCCCAAGGUGGAAGCGGCGCCGGCACCGGCGCCUGUCCCCUCGAUCUCGAUUGACGAUAUCAUCCGCCGCGCGAACGAAGAGAACGAGGCGCAGCAGCGCAAGGCGGCCGAGGAGGCGGCUGCCGCCGCCGCUGCCGCCGAGGCCGCCGCUGCUGCCAAGGAGCAGGCGGCCAAGCGGCGCCGGGAAAAAGACCCGAGCGAGAAGCGCAUGGAAAAGAAGCCGAAAAAGGCCGAGCCCGACCUCGGUGCGCUAGAGAAGCAGCUCGCGAAGCUGGUCGGUGCCUUGGUCGUCAAGCAGCUGUCCAAGGUCAAGCAGGACCUUGACCGCGAAAAGUUUAAGCGGCACGCGAAAGAGUUGACGCGCAUUCUCGUCAGCAAGGAGAAGCGCAACCCCAAGUCGUGGCCGCCACGCGACGAGCUCAAGGAGCUCAGCGAGGAAAAGCGGCGAAAGAUGAAGAUUUUUGCGCACGGGUACAUCAAAAAGCUGCUCCAACGCAAGCGGCAAGGCAGCGAGGGGGCAGACUCGACAGAGGGCACCGACGCGAUGGACGCGUCGUUUGCAGACACCUCGAUGGACGCAUCGCUCGCCGACGUGUCGAUGGACGUCGGCGACACGACCGUCGCCGACGUCUUUGACGAGUCCGAAGACGAGGGCACGGAGGCCACUACAUAG